ACUACCGUGAAAUGGAAGGGAAUGCAGAAAAAUGCAGGAAAAUGACGACACAAAUAGAACACGGGUUAAGGGUAAACCUGCAGACUACAGCACUGGAACAUUCAUCAUAAAUUUUCUGUUGCAUAGUCUAAUUUUUUGCAUAAAAAGUGAUAGUCAAUAAGAAGACAGGAAGAAAGCAAGCUCUCUCCGCCUUUCCCCUCCCCAUUUUUGUUAGUUUUGGGCCUCACUCUGCUCCUCUUGCGUUUCCCUCCCCAGCUCACUCCCCCUUUCCUUGAGAAUCUAUGCAAAUUACGAUUCUCGCUCUCUCUCUCCCUCUCUCUCUCUCUCUCUCCCUCUCUGUGCAUCUCUCUCCCCUCAGUUUGAUUGUGCCUGUACCGACCGCAAAAAAGUGCAAGUCGUCUUGACAGAGGAGAGGGAAAGGGGGAGAAAGAAAAAGGGGAGAGAAGGGGGUGGGGAAGGCAACCGUACGCAUCAAUUUGUACAGUCUUCAGUACCCUGCUUUUCUUGCGCCGACCAAAGAAACUGGGGGAAAAAAUCUGCAUUAUUUGCGGCGCCGCUACAAUGUGAUUCCGUGUGUGUAUGUCUGCGUGCUUCUAUGAGUAUAUGUCAACGUACAGUGCAAACGAGAGGCAGAAAGAAAGAGUGGAAAGGAAAGGGAGAAAGAAAGGGGACACGCAUCGCUGGAUAUCAUAGGUUUUUAACUUACCCACAGGCCGCCAGCUUAGUUCUUCUAAUGGCCAGCGGGAAGAUAUGGAAGGCAUAAAACAGCAAAAAUGAAGACGCGAACUCACAAAGAAUUGAUGCCCAUGCGCAGUGGGCGCAGACGGGGGGGCAGCGAGGAGAGGAGGGGCAGACGCCCUCACCCCAGUCCCUCGCGCGCCGAACGGAGCGACAGGCAAACGAGAGCCUCUGGAGAGGAUUUGGCUGGAGGACGCGUCAAUCGCCGAUCGCAAGGCCAUGACUCUUCGGAAAGUGAAGGGGAGGGACUCGUGCCACCACCUAAAAGACAGAAGGCCCAAGAUUCUUCCUCCUCUAUUCCCCCACCUUCGACUCACCCGGCCGACACCUCUACCACUGUUCCACCGCCACCCGCGGGUGCCAGCCAAUCACGCGAGAGCGAUAAUGAAGACGGCCAAUCACAGGGCAGCCGAAGCUCGGUUGGCGGCAGCUUAGCAAAUAGUAGCAGCAGCUUGAGCAGUGGGCGGGACAUUGACCAGGACAACCGUUCUUCGUCGCCCAGCCUUUCUGCAUCCCCUCUGGCCAGUUUGGAUUCUGAGUCCGACUCCCCUGACUCACCAAAACAAGGAGAGAGGGACAGAGACAGGGGGAGGGAGGGAGGGCAGAUGAAAUCGGGAGGGGACGAGAGGAGAACUGCAGGAAGAGGGGAAGAGUCUGGAGGUGGAGAAAGGAGAGAUGGGGAUGCAGGGAUGGAGGACAGUCCUGUUCUAAAACCUGCCUCCUCUCUGCCUCCUACCAUUCGUGGAACGGGCGAUUCGGCAAGUGACGCCGGCAACAGGAAGUCCUACUUCUCCCUGGAGUCGAAACUCGCAAACAAGAUGGACUACCCAAAUGCCGACAGCGCGCUCAGUGGCAAUCGAUUAAACUCCAAAGCUGGCGCCCAGUGUGUGUCAAAGGGCGUGGCCAGUGGGGCAGAAUACCCCCACCCCAACCCCAGCGCGCCACACCCUCCGCCCCUGCCUCCGCCCCCUGCCCUCAAACCUCUGGAGCUUGGGCAAAACCUGCAGGCGGAACCCAAGGUGGACAAAAUGGAGAGGGCCGAGAAAGCUGUCGACAAAACAGCCCCCCCUUCUCUGCUGCCCCAGAUAACUCCCCUGCCCCAGCCGGCGCCCCCGCCUCACCCUCAUCAUUACAGUCCCACUGGAUGGUCGGGGGGUGGGGGCCCCGGCGGCCCCGGGAGCUGGGGCUUCUCCCGUUACCCCGGUAACCAUCACUCGCAACAGCCACACCCCCCAGUGCAGCAGCAGCAGUUGCCCUCCGUCUACAAUCCCCCCGCCUCUCGGCACUCGUCCCACCCUCCUUACCUGCCUCACCCCCACCGGGAGUACCUCCCCAGGUACGCAGCGGGGGAGAGAGAGAGGGGGGUUGAGAGGGAGAGGGGUGGGGUGAGGGACUUUGGGGGGAGAGACAUCAGUAGGGAGUUUUCGGUCAGCAUCAGCAGCAGCAGCAACAGUAGCAGCGCUAGCAUAAGCAGCAGCAGCAGCGUGAGCACCUGCGGUCCGAACGGAAACCAAGCGAGGGAGUUCGGGAGUCUGUCGGUGAGCCAGAGCCGGGAGUAUACCGGGCUGGGCUCCCAGGGUUCUGGCCGGGACGGGUCCGGGCCCGCGCAGGGAGCCCGCGACUUCGCAUCGAGUUUCCCAUCCAGGGAGAGAGACCGAGAAAGGGACAGAGAAACCGGGAGGGAGUUCACCCUGCAGAACCAGAACCCAGCACAGAACCGUGACUUUGGUUCUGGUGGAGGAGGCGGGCACCCAAAGGAGAAGGAGGGCAGGUGGGGGGAGUUCGCAGGGCAGCUGAGAGAGGCGGGGGCCAAUAGCAACCCCAGCAAUAAUGCCGCCUCCUCCGGGAACGCCGCCACGCCGGCGGGGGGCUUGCCCGCGACCCCGCUGCUUAACCGCGAUGCCCCAACCUCGCCCCAGAGCGGCACCCCCAGCCACCCUCCUCCACCCUCCCUGGCCCCCCUCUGCCAGCCACAGGCCUCCUCCAACCGAGACUACCCCCCCUCCAUGGAGUUCGCCCUGCAGCAGCAGCAGCAGCAGCAGCAGCAAGCACCGAUGCAGUCCUCGCAAGGUUCUUCCUCCUCUGGUUCGGACUCUCUCUCCUCCCACUUUCUGAGAGAGUACCCCCCACCGGGGGCGAAAGAGUACCCCCCAGCUGUGCCUCCCUCCUCUGUCCCCCUCCCCGCCGGGCCCAGAGAGUACCCCAGCCCCACCAGCGCAGGAGUGGGGCUCGUCCGGGAUUACCCCGGCGGGUCGCAGUUGGCCCUGGCGUCCCACCCGCACUACCCAGGACAGGGGGCGCCGCCGCAGGGCAGAGAGAGGGACAGGGAGCGAGAGAGAGACGCCGGCUCGUCCACUCUCUUCACCCGCGCCGGCCAGCCCCCGUCCCUCUCCCCCUCCUCCUGUCACCCUCGUCCCCCUUCCGCCCCGUAUCCCGCCCCUCCUCCACCUCCUCUCCCGCCCCCUUCCUCCCUCACCCAGGCCCUCCCGCCCUCCAGUCUUGGGGCCAACCACACACGGCCAGGAGCGUACCAUUCUUCUAAUCCGACGCUGACCCCCCCCACUCCCCUGUCCCCGCUCCCCAGCCCCUCAGCCAAUCAGAUUCCAGGAUUCUCCUCGACCAGCGCUCCGCUUCCUGCAUCUGGUACAGCCACCACGUGUGCUGCCGGUUUUAGGCCUUCCCCCUAUCAUGGCAAUUUAAGUAGCCACGCCCCUUUUAAUGCUUCCUAUCACACAAACGGCAACAGCUUGAACAAUCUCGCAAACAGCAGCAACAGCAGUAGCGGCACUAAUCACAAUGCCACCGGCGGCAAUAGCAAUAGCAACGCUCACGCUCACUCACUUUCGCCCCAAAACAAUGGCAACGCGUCAAAAAUCCACCCGAAUCUUGGAAACCCUGGAAAUAGCGUUUCAGCCCCUCCCUCCAGUGCCUCUCUUCCAGGAGACGGGCUCACCGAUUCGUCCACGGCUCCGCCACCUCCACCUGUCAUCAAGGAGGAGCCAAUGGAGGAGAGGGAGGAAACGGAUAGCCCUGCUCCUACCCUAAGAAGUCCCUCGCCAGAGCCUAAGCCAGUGGAUAUCCCAAUCCAUGCCAGCCAGUCAGCACGGUUCCACAGGGUUCUGGACCGGGGCCCCGGGAACUCGUGUGCCCGCAGCGACGUCCUCUUCGUCCCCCUGGACGGGUCCAAGCUCUGGAAGAAGAGGAACGAGGCAAUCGAGCGAGCCAGGAGAGAGGUGGAGCAGAGAGCCAGAGACCUGAGGGAGAAGGAGAGGGAGCGAGAGAGGGAGAAGGAGAGGGAGCGGGAGAGGGAAGUGGAAAGACACCUGCAGAAGGACAACGGCGGUGGCUCCGGUGGAGGAGUGGGUGGAGGGAGCCGAUCUGCCUCCUCCCUCUUCUUCCCCCCUUCCUCCUCCAUCCUCUUAGACCCGUCCUCUUCCUCCUCCUCUUCAGCCAGCAAUCCGGCCGUCCAUCCGCCACCCCACGCCCACCACCACCACCCUUCCCACCACCCCCACCAUUCCCACGCCCUCCACCCGUCCCACCACCUGCACCCCUCUCUCUCUCACUCCCUGCUCUUGCCCUCCAUGGCAGGGGGCUCGGCGCCCAUGGGGACCCCCCAGGGAGCCCUAGGGGUGGGAUUAGGGGGUCCUUACCUGGGCCCGGACACCCCUGCGCUGAGGACGCUCAGCGAGUACGCCCGCCCCCACGCCAUGUCGCCCCUGAACGCGGCGGGCAGAGUGCAAGGCCACCACCCCCACCUGCACCCCCACGCCCAUCCACACGCCCACCACCACGUCCACCCCUCCUUCUUCCUGCCCCAGUUCCAAAACCCGGCGCUGGCCCACCCGCACCACUUGCCCGCCGAUGCCGCCACCGCGGCGGCCAUUUUGGGCUUCCUGUAUGGGGGAGGGCUGGAAGGGGGCCCGGGGAUCGGGGCUCACGGGAUGGGCGGCCCUGGGCCGGGGGGGAUGGGGGGCGGCCUCGGGGGGGUGGGUUUCCCUCACACGGUAGCGCACAGGGACCGUGUAAAACCCGGGUUCGAGUUUAAGAGCGAGGAGCGGGUGUACCAGUCCAGCACCAUGACGGACCCGGCGCUCGCCCUGUCCCACGCCCACCCCCACUCCCUGCUCCUCGGGGGAGCUGCGGGCGGAGCCGCCGAGGUGUCUCUCUAUGGGACCCCGCCCCCGCCAGCCCCUCCCCCGCCCCCUCUCCAAAACCCCGCCCUCGCUCCAGCAAACCGCAACCCUAACCCAGCCCCUCAAUCCCUGUCUGCCCCUCCCCCUUCCUCCCUCCUCCCACCCUCUCUCCCCUCCCAUCCAACCCCUGCCGUGGCCCCCACCCCUCCCGCCCCUGCUCCUCCCCCUCCUCCUGCUCCGGCUGCCAACCCGGCCUCCUCCCUCCAUCACCCCUCCGCGCACUCCUCUUUCCCCCACUCCCUCUCCUCUCACCCUCAGCCCGCCCCGGCUCCGGCCGCUCCCCCCGAAAACUACCCCGCCCAGAGCCGCUCUCCCGGCGGGGCAGAGAGGGAGAGGAGCGGGGAGAGGGAGCGGGACAGGACGGGGCCUCCCACCGCAGAGAGAGAGCGAGAGAGGGAGAGAGAGAGGGAGAGAGGAGGAGGAGGAGGAGGCGGAGGAGGAGGAGGCGGGGAGUCCCUGGGGCGGCUCCAGAUGAUGAACGUGACGCCACAUCAUCACCAGCACUCGCACAUCCACUCCCACCUCCACCUGCACCAGCAAGACACAGCAGCGGGCGGGGUGCACCCCCUGAUGGACCCCCUGGCGUCAGGGUCCCCCCUCGCCCGUCUGCCCUAUCCGGGGGCCGCCCUGGGACCCCCCAUCCUGGCACACCCCCUCACUGACAGUGAGGUUCUACGCCAGCAGCUCUUCGGGGCCCCGUUUCGGGAGCUGCCCCAGCCCUCCUCCCUGUCCGGCCCCAUGUCCGCGGCCCACCAGCUCCAGGCCAUGCAGCAGGCCCAGAACGCGGAGAUCCAGAUCCAGAGACUGGCUCUGGAGCAGCAGUGGAUCCAUCACCACCACCACCACUCCCUCACACAGGACGAGUACUACAGUCACCUGAAAAAAGAGAGUGACAAGACGCUGUGAGGGGGCAGAGAGAGCGAGAGAGAGAGAGAGUGAGAGAGAAGGAGAGAGAAGGAGAAAGCAGCCACGGAUGAAUAAAAAGAAGGACACCGUGUGCAAAUGAAGAGAUAACCCAAGGAGACUGAAUAUUUGUGAACUCACUGACUGAGCGAAAGGCACGGUGACCCAACGCAGCGAGAGAAAAAAAAAACAAAAAAACAAAAAGGGCCGAAGUAGAGGUGUGGAGACUACGGCGUCCGAAGAAAGGGCCACGUUCACACGCGUCCCGGGACCCUCCCAAACCUUCGACCCGGGCACACACAACGAGGCACCCCUGCGAUUUCUGUCUGUUUGAAUCCCGGUGUCGCCGGGGGCGCAUGCCCCUGGAGACCGGCAGGCUGAAGCCUGCGAGUGUGUUUCCUUCGCCCCCCGGACGGACGGACGGCCCGACGGUUUUUUCGGGGCGACGGCGGCGCUUCGCCCCCCCGCUCGGCGCCUGCUCGAUGAGUCGUCCUUAGAUCAUCCGAAAUUGGGCUCGCAGGGAAAUACUGAAGCUCUGCCACAGAGCUCUGCACACGACCGUAAACAACCGGAAUAAAGCUGGCAGCCGGUGCGAGCUGACCGAUCCCCUUUAAACUCACGUUCCGCACAACAAAACGAAGGCAGGCCAUCCUACGGCAGAAAAAAAAAGAAAAGAAAAGAGAGGAACGCAGAAUUCUCAUUAUCUAGCACUUUUCAGAUGCAGAUUUUAUUAUGGUAAAAAAAUAAUAAUAAUAAUGAUAAUAAUGAAUGACCCACUGACGGAAUAAUCAUAUUAAAUCAAGCAAUUUUUCAGUUCAACUUGCCCUUAAGAAAAAACAGCACAGAUACAAGAUGAAGAGCCUAAAAUGAAAAUGAAGGCCUUUUAACACAGUAGUGUGUUUAAUAUGUCAUUGAUUCUUGCUCCGGGACAUUGAGCAAAUACACUUAAAACUACGGUGUAUGACCUGUAAUAUAUUAUGUAUAUUUGCUGGAGGCCACAAUACAGUGUGUGUACUAUAUAUUAAGCCAGAAGGACUGUAAAUAAGGUUUUAUGUCAUUGCAUGUAGCUAGAUGCUGAAUCUUAACUGGUGGGACUUUUUGUUCUUUUUAGUAAUCUCCACUCCGACUGGUGGAAAUUUUAUGAGCAUGCAUGAGGCCUAUGAUUUUGUGUCAUAUUAUGAUUGUUAUUAUUAAUCGUAUUAUUCUUAAUGUUGUCUGUUUGUUAAUAAUUAUAUUAUUAUAUAUACAUAUUAUUUUUUAUUAUUUUUUUACAUUUUCAUGGUAUGAUCAGUUUUAUUUUGAAUUUUGAAUUUCCCUGUGAACAAAGAAAUGCAAAUGAAAGAAAAAAAGAGUCUUAAAAUAAAUGAAAUGUUUUUUUUUUCUAAAUAUU
Molecule: messenger RNA, 7227 nt
Organism: Anguilla rostrata (American eel)
Lineage: Eukaryota; Metazoa; Chordata; Actinopteri; Anguilliformes; Anguillidae
Gene: atn1
Product: atrophin 1
Exons: 10
Coding region: 774-5840 (1688 amino acids)
Cellular component (GO): nucleus
Molecular function (GO): transcription corepressor activity
Source: RefSeq, a predicted model, not a curated record